Molecule: messenger RNA, 995 nt
Organism: Panicum hallii
Lineage: Eukaryota; Viridiplantae; Streptophyta; Magnoliopsida; Poales; Poaceae
Product: SH3 and multiple ankyrin repeat domains protein 2-like
Exons: 1
Coding region: 47-688 (213 amino acids)
Molecular function (GO): protein binding
Source: RefSeq, a predicted model, not a curated record
GGUCCCAAUCCCAUCCCCACCACGUUUGACCCCCGACAUUCCACCCAUGGACGAGGACCGCGCCGGCGGGCCCCACCACCACCGCCCCUCGCCGCCGCCGUCCUCGGACGCCGGCAAGCGGCGCCGCCUCCCCAACGUCCGCCUCGCGGGCUCCGUCCCGCCCCCGUCCCACCUCCCGCACCCGCGCCGCGUCCCCGUCGUCCCCGCCACCAGGUCCCGCGUACCCCUGCACCUCAGGCACCAGCAAAACAAUAGCCACCACCAGGCCCCCUCAGCGGACCAGCCCCAAACCCUCCCAAAACCCUCCGCCGACAGCGGCGACGACCUCGCCCUCGCCCUCGCCGCCGCGUUCCCCCGCAAGCCCAGGGCUCCGGAGGCGGCCGCGGCGGGGAAGGCAAACGAGAGGGCGGAUGAGACGGAGUCGGAGCCGGAGCCCGAGACGGAGACGGAGGAGUACGGGGAAGCCGGGGAGGAGGUGGACGACGUGGCGGGGUGGCUGUGGCGGAUGGGGAUGGGCCGCUACGCGGCGGCGUUCGAGGCGCACGAGGUGGACGCAGCCGUGCUGCCCUGCCUCACCAUGGACGACCUCCGGGACAUGGGCAUCGGCGCCGUCGGGGCGCGCCGCAAGCUCUUCUGCGCCAUCCAGAGGCUCGCCCCGCCCCCGCCGCCGCCGCCACCACGGAGGUGAAACCGUUCUGCCUGACAUUCCCGCUGUGGGCGUGCUAGCUUGCUAGCUAGUUCGGCGCAUCACCUUGCUAUUGCUAGGGGACUUAGGAUGCGUCGGUCGUAGGAGUAGGAGCUGUCCAAAGUGUAAAAAUGAGGAGGUUUGGUCUUUUGCUUAGCUAGUGAAAUGAUAGCGUGGUUGGUUCGAGGCGCCGUUGCUUCUAACUAACUCUAAUGCUUCUGAUGUUGUGUAGUGCUUUAAUAGAGAUGCUAGGACGCUUUGUCGUAGGCUGUAAAUAGGAAAAGAUGAAAUGCUAAUGCUGGGUUGUUGA